AUGAAUGCUCGACCGUACAAUAACAAGGAAUACGAUGAACUGAUCAGACCCAUCAUGUUAACCGCAAAGAUCAUUUCCAUCUGGCCGUUGGCAGAGAAUAGCGCUACGGGGGCUAUAUUGUUCAGGAGAUUCCACUUGCUCUGCAUGUUUUUUCUGGUGGUGGUGAUGUCGAUCGCGGUGACGGCCGACGUGAUCCACAAUAUCGACGAUUUGGACGAAGCGACCGAGUGUGCGUUGAUUUGCACAGCAUUUUACCUUUGCGUUGUUCGCAUGGUGGUGUACGCGAUUCAUCAGAAAGAUAUGCUUUACGUAGUGAACACAAUGAGGAUCGAUUGGACUGAAUCUUCAAAAGAGGAUCGUGUUAUUCUAGCGGAGAAAACGAUGUUCGCCUUUCGUCUUGCCAAGUACUUUAUCAGUACCGUGGCUGCAACUAUCGUGAUGUUCAUGUGCAUUCCGAUUCUAGAGAUUUACGUGCUUGGUAAGGACAAAGUGCUCCCAUUCCGAGGUUACUUCUUCCUCAAUCAAACCGUGUCGCCGAUCUUCGAGUGCUUGUACCUGUUCAACGUGACCGCUGGUGGAUUCGGCGGUACGAUGAUCGCCAGUUGCACCAGUUUCAAUCUGGUGGUAAUAAUGCACGGCUCGGCCAAGUUUGCUGUUCUACGGAGAAGAUUGGAGGCUCUCAGCGGCAAGGAUCCUAAUUCUACUACUGUUAUGGGGGAUUUAGUGAUUCGCCACCAGGAAGCAAUAGAGUACGCAGAUGCACUGGAAAGGAUCAUAAAUGUUCUGGCUUUGGGACAAUUCGUCAUUAGCACAGGUCUGAUCUGCUUCGCGGGAUUCCAGAUCACCUCGAUGAUGGAGGAUAAAGGACGGCUGAUGAAAUAUUCCACCUUCUUGAACUCCGCCAUUCUCGAGCUGUUCAUGUUCAGCUUCAGCGGAAACGGCCUGAUAGACGAGAGCGACGCGGUAGGCGAGUCAGCUUAUGGCAGCGGAUGGAUCGGUAGUCGUUUCUCUCAGAGUCUUCAGAUCAUGAUGAUGCGCUCGAGGAUACCAUGCAAGAUAACCGCCGCUAAAUUCUACAGCAUGUCCUUGGAGAGCUUCUCGAAGGUACUCAGCACGUCUUUCUCCUACUUCACGGUCCUCACAGCCACCAAAGACGACUAACGGCCAC
Messenger RNA from Habropoda laboriosa, 1168 nucleotides. Its product is annotated as odorant receptor 13a-like. Gene Ontology annotation, molecular function: odorant binding; olfactory receptor activity. Bases 1 to 1161 code for a protein of 386 amino acids. Gene Ontology annotation, cellular component: plasma membrane. The transcript has 7 exons. The record is from RefSeq and is a predicted model, not a curated record. Lineage: Eukaryota; Metazoa; Arthropoda; Insecta; Hymenoptera; Apidae. Gene Ontology annotation, biological process: sensory perception of smell; detection of chemical stimulus involved in sensory perception of smell.